Molecule: messenger RNA, 2495 nt
Organism: Cydia pomonella (codling moth)
Lineage: Eukaryota; Metazoa; Arthropoda; Insecta; Lepidoptera; Tortricidae
Product: protein phosphatase inhibitor 2-like
Exons: 2
Coding region: 120-593 (157 amino acids)
Biological process (GO): regulation of signal transduction
Molecular function (GO): protein phosphatase inhibitor activity
Source: RefSeq, a predicted model, not a curated record
UCAAAUUAUGGUAGAAUUUAGAAAAACCAUCGAUGUUCAUGACUUAUUUGGUAAAGUAAAAGCUGAAAUCUAUUUAAUAUCUUCCCGUUAGCUCUGAACAAUGCAACAGUAUUAGCGGCAUGGCUCAGAAUUUGCAAAAGAAGCCCUCCAAGGGCAUACUGAAGACGUCACGCAGCGUGGACGUGCAGAGCAGCGAUGGGGCUCCGUCGACGAGCAAGCGGGCGAAGGAGCAGCGAUUCGACGAGAUUAACAUAAUGGAGACGUUCCACCCGGCGAAUAAGGAUUACGGGCACAUGAAAGUGGACGAGCCGAAGACGCCAUUUUCAGAAUCCGUUGACGGAGAUAUUGAGCCGGCAGAUGAGCUGGACGCAAACAUUUUGGCGGCUAAGCUGGCGGCUAGUAUGAACAAGCCACCUAAGUGUGUGGAGACCGACAGUGAUGAUGACAUGGACGAAUCGGACGAGGCGCGGGAGCGCCGUCUCGAGUUUGAGAAGAAGAGGAAAAUGCAUUACAAUGAGUUUCAGGCAUUACAACUCGCUAGAAAGCUGCUAGCCCAGGAAGAAGAGGAAGACGAAGAGAAACAGACCACCUGACUGGCGUGCAGACAUCCCCAUCGCCUCCAAGGCUGCAUGUAAAGGCUUGUAGAGACCACACUUACCAGACCAUUUAAAGACCUUUUGUGUCACGCUGCAAGUAUUAUUAUUAUCAGUAUCUUGGCCUGUGUUCUGCCAUUAUGGCUUUUACAUUAUAACAUUCAAAAGCCAAAUCAUCACAAAUAGUCAUCAUGGUAAUUGAAACAAAAAUAUUACUUUGCUUAUCCGCGAAACAAUAACGUGCUAGUCAAUUAAUUAAUGCUAACUCUAAUGGAGUUGUUCCAUACAGUAACGUCUGAAAAUAUCUAUAUAUACAAAGUACCAAAAAUAUGUAUACACAAUCUUGUUGCCCAUAUAUUAACGUAGUGUAUACAUAUUUUUAACUAUUUGUCCGUAUCGAUAAUUUUAGACGUGACUGUACAAACGCGAAUUUUCUGAACAUUUGCAAGUACAACUAGUACAAGAGUUUCCUUAUCUGUCGCCUGCUUUAAACUUAGUCCGUAUGAGAUUAGUCUUAGCCCGUAGAAUGCCCCUAUUGCCGAUCAUUUUCGUUGCCGGAAGCCGUCAACAUAUCCAGCAUCUGUUGAUGCCUCGUAGAGAGGCGAAACUCGUGUCGAGUUUUGUACUUUUGUUGGUCCUUUGUUAUAUUUGCCGUGCCGCGCUCGGGCGAGGAAAACGCGCGCGCCGCCUCGACCGAGGCACGUAUACACUGGCCGUAUUGUGCGUGAGGAAAUUGCCUCGCGCGUAUGCUCGCUCUUUGUGGACCUGGCUAAUUACGUAUUUAUUUUUUGCGGUGGGAAGGGAACAUUAAAUGUAUGCAAAAAAAUACGCAAGUAAAUACUUACUUGCGUAUUUUCAACCCGCGCUAGUUGACUAGGAUGUUAUUAUUUCGCGAAUUAGCAACGUCAUUUUUUCUUUUUUUGAUUAAUAUGGAUUUCCGCAAAGUAAUGCCUGAUUCUAUUAAUUAUUUAGUCAUCACGGUGUUAAGCUUCAGGUUCAUAAGUGCUAUGGAACCUGUGAUUAAUUCUUUCAUCAGUCAAUCUUGCUAAUUUAGAAUGCUUUAAUGACAUUGAACAGUCUUAAGAUUAAACUUUAAAAUGUGUGUAAUUGAUAUGAAAGACAAUAAUAAUAAAAUAUAUCAUGCUAAACAAUGAAAUUUACAGUACAUAUGGUACUACUUUACCGCACUAGUGCGAUAAUUAGCAUAUUACGUAACUAUGUCGAAAAUUUAAAGAGUCAUAUGUACUGUAAAACGUCGUACGAUACAUGUGCGAAUAGGUAAUUCGCAACUCGUAUCGAUUUUAAAACACUCCCUUCGGUCGUGUUUUAAUUUAUCACCACUCGUUUUCGAAUCUAUUAUUCGCACUUGUAUCGUAAUGUACUAUUAUAUUUGUAGAUUGUUUCAAUGUUAAAGUAAGAAUGCUAUGUGCGUCCGAGUUAGGUGGGUCAUUGUAACAAACAAUCUACAUUUAAACAAUUCUUAGCAUCCUUACUUUACACACAUAAUCACCAUCAAAAAUAUCUGAACUUACUAAGCCUAAAGGGGUCCACUGAUUACCAGUUCGCCGGACGAUAUCGGCCUGUCAGUUUUUCCCAAAAGCUGACAAUCGUGAAUAACUGACAGGCCGAUAUCGUCCGGCGGACUGGUAAUCUGUGGGCCCGUAUGGGAAGCCCUGGUGGUGACUGUGUAUUCAAAAUUACCAGGGUUGACUGUAAGUAGAACAGACACAUUACUUAAAAAGACUACAAAAUUAGGAUCAUCAAUGUACAGUCAACCAAUUUGAAUCCUAGGCCACUAUAGAACCUUGUCGCUUUAACUACUCUAUACAUGACAUGCAUCACUCAAUAAGCACUGUUGUAGAAGUCAUUAUGACACGGUUCUAUAGUGGCCUAGGAAUCAAA